Messenger RNA from Xiphophorus hellerii (green swordtail), 3528 nucleotides. It is a transcript of the gene tdrd12, whose product is annotated as tudor domain containing 12. Gene Ontology annotation, biological process: germ-line stem cell division. The coding region runs from base 1 to 3465 and encodes 1154 amino acids. NCBI's taxonomy places the organism in Eukaryota, Metazoa, Chordata, Actinopteri, Cyprinodontiformes, Poeciliidae. The transcript has 27 exons. The record is from RefSeq and is a predicted model, not a curated record.
AUGUUGGAAAUAUUCAUUUUGAAGGUUGAGAAUCCAUCAUGCCUCUGGGGUCGGGUUGUUUGCGGUGCCGAUGGCAGUGUGGAGACCACAGAACAUUACACUACUCUCCAGGCUCAGAUGAACCUUUUCUACCAAGAUGCCACUCAAGAUCUAAAUCAACUGAAACCCACUUCAUUAGAGGAAGGACAGGUGUAUGUGGUAUACUGGGCUGUGAAGAAGUCAUGGUGUCGUGCCGUGGUGCGGUCCGUCAUCACCGACCCAACAUGCUGUCGAGCUUUCUGCUUCCUGGUUGACCAUGGAGAAAUGAUUGUGGUCUCCUUAGACAAGAUACGAGUGUCAUUACAGAAGUUCCUUCAGCUUCCUUUCUGGGUGAGGAGGUUCCAUCUGGCACGAAUCCAACCAAUAACCCUUCGAGUAUCUGUACUAGAAGAAAAAGUAGAACUUGAACCUUCUAGACAGUGGGACUUUUCGGCUACACUUUACCUGCACAACUUGCUUCGAGCAUCCACCCAAACAGAAGCUGUGUUGCAUCAGUUGGAGUCGGACUCUACCUCCAUUGAGCUCUAUCUUACCAUCAGCAACAUCAAGAUCUGUGUGAAUGAUGACCUGGUAGCCAAUAGGUUUGCAUGUUACAGCAGCAGUGGCCUGGACGCCUGUGACAGAUUUCCUCUCAUGUUGUCCCCCAGCAUUCUAACUCAGACUGCUUUAAAAUGCUCUGACAAGCAGAUGGAGGAAAACCUGCAUUCGCCCAGUGAACAUGGAGGGUCAUCAGAGAGUCCUGGUACUUCAGAAGCAGGGGACUGGCUGACAACUCCCUCUCUACCUCAGAGUCAAGUCCCUGAGCUGGUUACUUGUGAGGAAGGCAGCAGAUCAGAGGAUACUAAAGAACCAAUGUUUUUUAACAACCAAACCAAGCAUGGCCCAAAAGCUUCAGGGGCAGAGAGAAAGAGCAAAGCCAGGAAGGAGACGUCAGACCAGAGGCCAGAUGCAGAGAUGAUGACGCAGGUUCCUCUCGGUCUUUUAGAGUGGCUGAACCCAGAGCCUUUCAACUCUGAUCCUGAUGCUGUAGAUGAGGUGGUUUCACCCGGUGAUCCCUGGGUGAAGGGGAUUCUAGUGCAUUCAACCCAUUCCAUAGAACCAUGCAACACAUUAGAAGAUGCUCCCAUCACAGAUUCUCUUCGUCAGGUCUUGCUUCGGAAAAACUAUCGCACUCUUUCUCCAGCUGACCGUUACAGUUGGCCAGCGGUAGCUCGUGGCUGCAACACUUUCGUUAUCUCCCAGAAUGCUGACCAGCCACUUGGCUACCUUAUUCCUCUGCUCACCCACAUUCUUUUGAACUCCCUCCUCUUAUCCCACCUCUCCAGUUCAGGGCCCAUAGCAGUGCUGCUGUGUCCGGGCUGGGAAAAGGCUCAGAUUAUAUACAACCUGCUGGAGGAAAGCAAGGUUUCUCAAACCCUCCACCCAAUUAUUGUCUUGGUGGGCAUUGGCAAGGACGAAGCCAAGGCUGUAAAAUUCCCCAAAAACUGCCUGCUGUUGGUGACCACGCCAUUUACUCUUGUCCGUUUGCUGUCUUGUCACUGCUUUCUUUUCCUGCGACUGUACCAUCUAGUAUUAGAUGAGGCUGACCAGCUCUUCACUUUUGCACCUGAUGAGAUGGCAACCAUCCUACAACAUUUUCAGAAGGUGACUUCCAGUGAAGAGAAAGCAUCCUGUCCUCGGCAACUGGUUGCUGUGGCCAAAAGAUGGACCAGUCACAUGGAGGAUCUAAUCUCUAAUCAUAUGCCCUAUCCCUCCAUCAUUAUAACUGUCCCUGAGGAGGCUGCACUUUAUGGUAACAUCCAGCAGGUUAUCCUGAUGACUGUUGAGAGCAACAAGAUAUCUGAACUUCUGGGAGUGUUGGAUUUCAGUUCUGAAGUUGGCCAAAAGACACUGAUUGUAGCAAACUCUGCUGAGGAGGUUGAAGAUGUGUUUAAGGCUGUCAGCAACAAAUCGGCAUUCUGUCUCAAGAUCCACAAGGGAUUACUGGACCAGCUUGACUUUGUCAUCCAGCAGUGGAGGAAAAACAUUGGCCCUGGCACUCAUGUUAUCCUGGUGAGCACCAGUGAGUGCUUGAGGGGCCUUGGCAUCAGAGAUGCAGCUUGUGUUGUCCACUAUGGAUUUCCGCCUUCUCCUAAAGUGUUUGGCUACAGACUCUUUUGCAUGGCUGAACACUUUCGAAAUCUACCUAAACAAGAUCAAACAGACAGUGGUUCUCCAGUCAGCAGAUCAGUGCUGCUGAUCUCAGAAAGAAAUGCUCGUCACGUUGUGGGAGUUCUCCGUUAUCUGGAACGAACUGAUGCGCCACUUUCACCUGUACUGUUCUCCUUUGCUGAGGGGGUACAUGUGGCCCGCGAAGACCAGAAGACAGAUCGACCUUUUUGCAGCUAUCUGAAGAGGUUUGGAUUCUGCAGAGACAGGAGUGUGUGUCCUGAUCGUCACAGAAUCAACCCUCAGUCAGAUCAGUCUGCUCUUCCUUCCUCUGGAGUCAUUGAAGUCUUACCGCUCUACAUUAAGACAGCAUCUGUCUUCUAUGGUCGUUUGGUCAGACAGAAUGACAAGGAGUUUGAUAAAAUGGCCUCUGAGAUGAUGUCUUAUUAUGCUGACAAGAAACCUGGAGCCAAGGAGCUGCUGGAAGGAGCUUUAUAUGCAGUUCAAGAGGACGAGAUCUUCCACAGAGUGAAGAUCCUGGCGCUACCUGACCAUGGUGAAAGCAUCUUUUACAAUGUCUUGGUUCAGUUCAUUGAUAUUGGAAAGGAGAGUGAUGUCAAAUCCCAUCAGAUCCUUGAGCUGCCGCCACAGUUUCAUUCUCUGCCUAACCAAGCCGUUGAGAUGGUGGUCUGCAGGGUGAAGCCAGCUGAUGCUGAGAUUGAGUGGCAUCCAAAGGUCACCAGAGCAAUCAGCCAGAAGAUCCGAGGUCUGCAGCAUCGAGCCAGAGCCGUUCUGUGCCUGGGGAAUACAGUUUUUGUCGAUCCUAUGGUACGAGUUACUCAGAUGCCAGGCACAAAAACAUUUAUAAAUGAGUACAAUGUGCAGACUGAGAUCCUAAAGACGGGGAUGGGAGUCAAUAAUCCCGAGCAUCUGGACUUCUUCAGAGCAGCGGUUCAAGAUAACAGCAGCAAAGACGGAGGUCCCGCAUCAAGUUUAUACCCUCAGGUUGUUUGGUACCAGACCUGUGACUCUGUAAUUGUAACAGUGAAGUUGAUGAAUCCAGAGAGUCAACGCUGUGAUUUCUACACAGACAGAGUUGUCUACAGUGGCAGAGUGAACGGUCGUUCCUACAGGGCUGAUCUGGAGCUUCACCAGAAAAUAGAAGCCGACAUUUGCCACUGGGAAAUGAAGUCCAAUCAGCCUGUUCUUAAACUGGUAAAACAGCAGCAAGGACACUGGGAGAGACUCAUCAGGAGUAAGGUACCGAAAUUAUGCUGACUCUGUCAAGAUUAUUUCAGCAGUAAGGUGGUACAAAGUGUGAUACAUGGUGGAACCAUAACA